AUGCUACCACCGAUAUCCCGCCUGGCUGGCGCCCUUUCGCUCGCCGCCGCCGUCGCGGACGCCCAGUCCACCGUGUCCAUCACGCCCACCGCCAACGCCGCCAAAGCCAGCGGCAUCUCCCAGUAUAUCCCCCCGGACUAUGCGGGUUUUGGAAUCGAGCCCUCCAACCUGUUCUCCUUCACCGGUGCUGAGAGCACCAACGAGUUUUCCGUGAACCUGAUGGAGAACUUGGCCAACUACACCGGCAAGCCUGGUGCCAUUCGCCUUGGCGGCAACACCGGCGACUACUUUCUCUACGAGGCCGACAUGAACGAGUACAAGGUCAAGACGAACGAGAACUCGGUUGGCCAGGGCGCCAUUGCCAGCGAUGCCGACAUCAUUGGCCCCACCUUCUUCGAGGCUGUCAGCAGAUUCCCUGAGGGCACGCCCAUCAUCUUCGGCCUUAACCUCGCCUACUUCCAGGCCGACUACCUCGACCAGAUUACCCUCAUGGCCCAGGCUGCCCUGAACAACCUGUCCAACGUUGAGCUGGUUGCCUUUGAGAUCGGCAACGAGCCUGACUUGUACCUCGAGAACAGCUUCCGCAACGGCACUUGGACUGGCGAGACGUACGUCGACCAGUGGACCACGCGUGCCGAGGCUGUUUACGAGCGCGUUUUGAAGCCCGCCGGCUUGCCCGUCAACUUCUUUGAGGGGCCUUGCACUGCCAGCACUAUCGGGACCACGUUCGAGAUUGACAUGCUCGUCGACAACGGCAUCCAGACCAACGUGCAAGGCUCCAGCAGCCCCUACCUGCGUGCCUGGAACCAGCACGACUACCUUUACUUCAUCGACGUCUCCACUUUCGCCAUCACCGUCGACUGGAUGAUGAACCUGGACAACACCGAGUCGCAGUUUGAGUACUGGGAGAGCCAGAUUGCCAUUGCUCUCAAGACCGGUCUGCCCUAUUAUCUCCGUGAGAUGCAGAGCGUCGGUCCCGUUGGCCUGGCUGGUGUUAGCGACACGUUUGGUGCUGCGCUCUGGAACCUGAACUUCUUCCUUUACGGAGCCACGCUGAACAUGUCGUCAGUGCAGAUGCACAUGACUGACAAUUCCAUGGCCGCUCCAUGGCAGCCCAUCGACCGCAACGGUGUCUCGAAGAAUGUGCGCCCGGUUUACUACGCCUAUGCUGCCAUGGCCCAGUUCAUCGGCUCGGGCAACGGCACCACUCAGGUUGCAACUCUCUCCAACGACAAUGUCCCUACGGACUACAAGAGCAAUGUUCGCAUGUAUGCUGGAUACGGUGGUGGUGAGCUUACGUCAUUCAUCAUCAUCAACUCCAAGCAGGUCAACGCCACGGAAACCAAGGGCAGCCUGGACAUCUCGCUCUCGCUGCCCGAUUACAAGGGCCAGACUCUUUACAUCUCGCGUCUGACUGCUGACGGCGCCGACUCCACCACCGGUACCACUUGGAACGGCAUGCAGUAUUCGGAUGAUGACGGCAAGGCGAAGACGGUCAACGACACCGCGGAAAGCGUCAAUAUCGGCGACAAUGGCAGGGCCACCUUCAGCGUCCAGGAUUCGGAGGCUUUGAUCGCCUACAUUGGUGCCAAGUUGGGUAGCAAUGCCGUUACCCUGAACGGUACCACUGUCAACAGGGAGAACGGUGCUUCGUCGACCACUGCCAGCACGGCAACCCUCGCCGCCAUCGCAACCACCUCUCUCGCCAUCGCCAACAGCAUUACCGGUUCCGCAGCAACCGCUACCGCCACCGCCACGAGCGCGGCCGUAAGGGCAGGCGAUCGUGGAUACGGUAUGACGAUGCUCAUGGCCUUCACCGUCUUUGCCAUUGCCACGUAUCAAAUCUGGUAA
Lasiodiplodia theobromae is the source of this 1851-nucleotide messenger RNA. Its product is annotated as Glycoside hydrolase family 79. The record is from RefSeq and is a predicted model, not a curated record. Bases 1 to 1851 code for a protein of 616 amino acids. NCBI's taxonomy places the organism in Eukaryota, Fungi, Ascomycota, Dothideomycetes, Botryosphaeriales, Botryosphaeriaceae. The transcript is spliced from 2 exons.